Messenger RNA from Lobosporangium transversale, 1359 nucleotides. RefSeq names its product Pex19 protein family-domain-containing protein. Gene Ontology annotation, biological process: protein import into peroxisome membrane. The transcript is spliced from 6 exons. Gene Ontology annotation, cellular component: peroxisomal membrane; peroxisome. The record is from RefSeq and is a predicted model, not a curated record. NCBI's taxonomy places the organism in Eukaryota, Fungi, Mortierellomycota, Mortierellomycetes, Mortierellales, Mortierellaceae. Bases 261 to 1220 code for a protein of 319 amino acids.
UGACAAACAAGCCAAACUAUAUUUUACAAAGAAGAGUGUGCAAGUGGUUUGCCAGCUAAUUCGACUCCAUUCUCUACUCAAACUCCUUUUUUUCCUUCCUCAACUGGCCUUUUUCUCCUUCCUCAUUUUUCCUUUUUUCUCCAUCUCAUCCAAUUAGACCAGCCAGCGACAGGAUAGCCUUUUUUCUUUUUCUCAUCCAACGAAAGGAUACAUAACCAAAAACGAGACACCGCUCACAUAUAUUCAAAAACCACUUUGCAAUGCCAGAGAUCAAGAAGAACCCAUCUGUUGAGGAUGACCUCGAUGACGACUUUUUGGAUGGUGCCCUGGAUGGCUUCACAUCCGCAAAGGCUGCGACACCUGUUAAGCCCACUGCAACCCAAAAAGCUACUGGUGUAGCUACAUCAUCUGCUACUUCUACAUCAUCCAAGGUCGAAAAGACACCAGAGUCACUUUUACUUCACCCAGAGGAACUUUUGGAUGAUGAUGAUGAUGAAUUGGGAGGAUUAGAUGCCGAGUUCUCAAAACAGCUGGCUUCAGGUAUGGAGGAGUUAAUGAAGGAGAUGAACAACAAUCCAGAACUACAAAAAUCCUUCGAGGAGAUGUUCAAGGGAUUAGAUGUCAAUGGAAAAGGACCAGCAUCCUCAUCAGGAGCAGGAGCAACAGGAACGGCGGGAACAGCAGGAACAAAGGCAGCUAGCGCUUCUAAUUUCCAAGAUAGAAUUGCAAAAACAAUGGAUAAACUCAAGGAUAGCUCAGAACAGGUUGACGCCCAAGUUGCUGAAGAGUCUGAGGAAGCAUUAAUGGCUGAGAUGAUGAGGCAAAUGGAGGGCAUGGCUGAGGGCGGUGAUUUCCAGAAUGUACUUGAAGGCAUGAUGGAGCAGUUGAUGUCCAAGGAUAUCCUCUACGAGCCUAUGUUGGAUUUGAAACAAAAGUAUCCUCAAUGGCUCAAGGACAAUAAAGACAAAAUAUCGGCUGAGGAGUAUGCGCGGUACGAGAAACAGUAUGGAUAUGUCACAGAGAUCGUCGCCUUUUUUGAUCGACCCGACUUUGAUGAAAAAAGUGACGCUCAGGCCAAGAGUGUGAUCGAGCUUAUGCAGGGUAUGCAAGACUGUGGUCAGCCUCCCGCUGAUAUAUUGGAGGAGUUGGCUCCUGGUAUGGAAUUGGGAAGCGAUGGUGUUCCUAAAAUGCCUGAUAUGCCAGAGUGUAAUAUGCAGUAGAUCUGGAGAUCUGUUUCAAUGUCCCUUUCCCGAGGCUCAUGACACGAAUCUCAAUUUGAUCUCUUUACUCCACAAGCCCGUCACAAGCCUGAGUAAAAAAAUAAAAAAUAAAAAUAAAUGUAUUCAAAAAAUUCGCCAC